AUGAUCCGCGAACAUCCAAAUGAAGUAUUCAAAGCCAGGCUAAAUGAAAAUGGAGAUACACUGCUCCUCUUGGCCGUCAAUGAAGCUAAAAAGGGGUCAGUCAACAGGCUGGUGGAUAAGAUUGCACCAGAUUUACUGGCUCAGACUGACAACUUUGGGAAUACAGCGCUUCACUUAGCAGCAAAAGUUGGACUUGUUGAAGAUGCCAAAAUACUGCUUGAACUUCAGUGGUUUAAGAAAGUGAGCGAGCUUGUAACGCCUCAAGAAUUAAAGUCGAAGAAUGGACAAAAAAAGAUGCCAUUUGUACUCUUCCAAGAUCAGCACGCUGAAAUGGCUGCAAAAGAAAAAGAAUGGAUGAGAGGAAUUGCAACUGCAAGCUCAGUUGCAGGAUCACUCGUUGCCACAGUGGCAUUUGCUGCCGCAUUCCAAGUACCUGGAGGAAACGAUUCCAAUGGCAUACCCAAUUUCUCCAACGAAAGUUCCUUCAUGGUCUUCGCCAUUGCAGAUGCUCUUGCACUUUUUUCUUCUAUCACUAGUGUUCUAACCUUCUUAUCCAUUUUCACCUCCCGCUAUGGAGUUCGUGAUUAUCUUCGUGCCUUGCCCCACAGAGUGAUAAUUGGUCUAAUUUCGAUGCUCUUCUCUUUCAUAUUUUUAACGAUUGCCUUCGGUUCUGCAUUAUUUAUUGUAUUUGUUCAUAAAAAUGACCUGAUUCGCGUACCAAUAGUCGCACUCUCUUGCAUACCAGUGAUCUUGUAUGCAAAGCUUCAGCUUCCUUCCCUCCUUGCUAUGAUCAAAUCCACAUUUUAUCCAAGCAUUCUCCACUGGUAG
This is a messenger RNA of Fraxinus pennsylvanica, 828 nucleotides long. Lineage: Eukaryota; Viridiplantae; Streptophyta; Magnoliopsida; Lamiales; Oleaceae. The record is from the annotation of a GenBank genome assembly.